UCUCUGUCAGUCGACCCGUGGCACCUGGGUCUGCUCCGUGACCUCCUGCCAGCGGGCGUUCGACACUUCACGUGGCCUCAAGGUGCUUGCGUCUGCAUGCGAGAUGUUGCAAGUCCUCAGCUCCAGCCAUGCUGGUGCAUUGGCAUUUAGCAACAAUGGAAGCCUCGCGGCCUUAGCCAGCCUGCUGGGACGCACUCACAACCCUCAAGCCCUGGAGAAGAUCACCAGCACGCUGUGGAACCUGUCGUGCCACGAGUCUCUGAGGGCUGCGCUGGUGGAGCUUUGCCUCCCGGCGCUGGUGGAGCACGUGCUGGUGCCAGAGAGCGGCUGGAGGAGCAACUUUGGAGACUCGCCCGCCUCAACCUCCCCACCCGGCUCGUCCGCCUCGCCUUCCGCGGCGUUCUGCAACGCCUUGACGUGCCUACGGGAGUUGAGCUCGGCAGAUCCGGACGGACGGCUGAGCACGUGGAAGGGCGAGGGGCUGGUGGACUGCGUGCUGCGCUUCGUCCGCUCGGCACUGAGAGGACGCAACAUCGAGACCAAG
Lethenteron reissneri (Far Eastern brook lamprey) is the source of this 544-nucleotide messenger RNA. Its product is annotated as catenin delta-2-like. Gene Ontology annotation, cellular component: adherens junction; nucleus; plasma membrane. Gene Ontology annotation, biological process: cell-cell adhesion. Lineage: Eukaryota; Metazoa; Chordata; Hyperoartia; Petromyzontiformes; Petromyzontidae. The record is from RefSeq and is a predicted model, not a curated record.